CCACCACCUACCCCUGCCAUCCGCUCAGUUAGUGGCAUGUUGCUGCCCACAACCGGGGAGGAUGGGAGAUGUCCCUCAUCUGACGGGGAAUGAGUGAAUGUGGCGAGCGUAGCCCAAAGUUACUUGAAAUCAUUGAAGGAGCUUGUAGUCAAUAGUUUACUAUGACGACCAGACUGUCGGAGGUGUCGGGGCCCCAUCUGUGAAGAUUUAACAGUAAAGGAAUGUGCAGUGCAGCUAUGAGGGGAAGUGACAGCGGUUAAUGGAAACACGGUUAUACGAUCAACAUGUACGGAAAAAAUCCCCUGAAAAGAGUUUUGUGGCUGCCUGCACGGAGUGCUUGCUGCCUCAGGUCUUUCUUUUCCAAGUUUGUAGUAGGCAAAUGAAAACAUUUAAACAAAGCAGAAUUGUGGCGAGUGCCACAUACUAGUAAAGAAAACAAAGCAAGUACAGUUACUAUUUCUUCUACAGAAGGGCGUUUGUCUUCUCAUUUAUUUGCUUUCCCUGUUUUGUUCGGACUAUGCAGCAGUUUCCAGUAACCAUGAAGGAAUUAACUUCCCUGAAAUGGACAACAAAAACCUUUACAUUACUACAAGAAAACUGGAGUGUCAGGCCGCCUGCUGCAGCUGCUUGACGAAAACUUAACGGGUUGUGAGUGAGACAAACUCGACAACAGCAACAAGACGGGCUGCUUCUAGGAACUUGGAGGCAGUUAAUAGGAGGCAGUGUCUGUAUGAGACGUACUUGGAAGCAGCCUGUUUGGAGUUUUUAUGGAAUAAAUGUAUGCUUUCAGAUUUUUUACACAGAAUGUAUGUAUGCAGCCUAAGAAAAACACAACCAAGAUGCUAAGGUAGCACAACGCAUACAUGUUCUCUUUGUGGUCUGACUGCCAGAGCUAUCUUUCUCCUGUUUACUUUUCACAAGUCUGCAUUAAGGAAUAUGUUGUAUUUUGUUUAAAUUAUAUGGUAUUUAUUUAGUAUUUUUAUGCGGAAUUAUGGCUGUGAAGUCGAGACAACCUUGUAUGAGCGUGGUGAUAGGGCUGGUCCUGGGAUUUACCGCAGCUUCUUGGCUCGUUGUGCCGCGGGUAGUGGAAAUCAAUGGCAAGAAGAGGAACUCCAACCUAUGCUCGUACUACAGUAAUGUAGCCGGCGUUGGGAAGCUGGGAGACCUGGGGGAUAGCAUGAGCAGCAGCACUGCCCGGCAAACCAACGGUCCCCCUGCUAGUCAGGAGGAGACAGAAGACGACGAUGGCAGCAGGUACAGGACUAGCAAUGGCAGCGGGGAUGGCACGGCUCCCACCCCAAGAACCAGAAAUUUUCUUUAUGUGGGAGUCAUGACAGCAAAGAAGUACCUUGAUUCCAGGGCUGUGGCUGUGUAUAGGACCUGGGCUAGUUCCAUUCCCGGAAAAGUGGAGUUUUUCUCAAGUGAAGGUUCGGAGGAUGUAUCCUUACCCAUUGCUAUCCCGGUGAUAUCACUGGCUGGGGUAGAUGACUCGUAUCCACCCCAGAAAAAGUCCUUUAUGAUGCUGAAAUACAUGCAUGACUACUACUUGGACAAGUUUGAGUGGUUCAUGCGGGCAGACGACGAUGUCUAUAUAAAAGGUGAGAAGUUAGAAGAGUUUCUUAGGUCACUGAACAGUAGCAAGCCACUCUACUUGGGCCAGACUGGACUGGGAACAACAGAGGAACUGGGCAAAUUAGCACUGGAGCCUGGGGAGAAUUUUUGCAUGGGAGGACCAGGAAUGAUAUUUAGUCGGGAAGUACUGCGAAGGAUGGUACCGCACAUAGGAGAGUGUCUUCGAGAGAUGUAUACCACCCAUGAAGAUGUGGAAGUGGGCAGAUGUGUUAGAAGGUUUGGUGGUACACAGUGUGUCUGGUCAUAUGAGGUAAGGAAAAAGAAACCUUUGCUGUAA
Messenger RNA from Protopterus annectens (West African lungfish), 1909 nucleotides. RefSeq names its product chondroitin sulfate synthase 3-like. The record is from RefSeq and is a predicted model, not a curated record. Lineage: Eukaryota; Metazoa; Chordata; Ceratodontiformes; Protopteridae. The coding region runs from base 992 to 1909 and encodes 305 amino acids. Gene Ontology annotation, molecular function: glucuronosyl-N-acetylgalactosaminyl-proteoglycan 4-beta-N-acetylgalactosaminyltransferase activity. The transcript has 2 exons. Gene Ontology annotation, cellular component: membrane.